AUGUCUCAAUUCAGCCAAUUUUCUGACGCUGGGCCUUCCUCUCUCUAUCAGAGUGAUCCUAUAGACCCCCUUACCGAUAUCGAAUUAGAUGAUAGCUCUUUCAUAGCAGGGAGCUCAUCUUAUCAACGAACUCAAUAUCCUACGCUAUCCUCUGAGUUUACACCUCCUCUUGCUCUUCCUUCUACCCUUGAGCGGUUUGGUUCUGAUCGGAAGAAGUCCUGGGUAAAAUAUACCGAAAUGAAUAAAAACGACUUUGUGAUCUGGUGGUUACAGACUGAGGCUGCGACAACGACAGGAUCACGUCAAAAGAAGAUGCGAUGGGAUACAAAGCACUCCGCUGAGAUCUGGCAGCAUUUUGACCAAGUGGCCAACUAUAUCACCGGCGAGGCAAUGGUUAUGUGCCGAAGAUGUGGAAAAACCAUUCCACACCCAGGGCGAACUGCGAACGGGACUAAUUCUAUGAAUCGCCACUUCAUGGCUGGAACAUGCAUUCAAGCUGCAAAUAAUACAGCAAGGCAGAAGACACUACACCAAUCAAUCGAAUAUAUGGCCGAAAACACAUCACGUUCGAAGCCAUCUUUCAGUGAGGAGCAAUGGAAACGAUGUCAGGUCAGAUUUAUCACUAAAUCAAACCUUCCUUUUCAAAUCCUUGCGCAUGAAGGCCUUGCAGACCUUAUAUCAAUGGCUCGGCUAGCCACGUCAAACCCUACACUCCUUACCCCUCGAACUGCUCGACGUCGUCUUCGAAAGAUCGUGCAAGAAGAUCAGCAUCGUAUCCUAUCAGACCUCCCACCAAAUGCGAAGCUUUCAAUUGCUCUUGAUUGUUGGACAUCUCCCUUUCAACAGGCCUUUAUGGCAAUUACUGGUUACUUCCUCGACCAAAACUGGAAGUACCGGGAGAUCCUUCUUGGCUUUGAACCCUUACAUGGAAAGCACUCCGGUGUUAAUCUAAGCCAGGUUCUAUUCGACUGUCUACAAGAGCAUCAGAUUAUAGAUCGGGUGCUUGCUGUUACGACUGAUAACGCAUCGAAUAACGACACUCUAGUUGGUAGCAUACAGACGUCAAUGCAAGCCCUAGAUCUUCCAAACCAUAUACCAAUUGUCCGAAUUCCUUGCUUAGCGCAUGUUAUCCAACUCAGCCUAAAGGAUCUCCUCACGAUGAUGAAGCUCAACCCAAAGAACGAUGGCAUAGAUCGGCAGUGGUCAGCUGAACAGGAUACGUCCCUGAAACACCUUCGAAAGCGAGGUAUUAUCUAUACUCUUGCAAAAGUCCGUGGCCUAGCUAUAGGUGUCAACGCUAGUUCUCAGCGCCGAGAAGCGUUUUUGAACCUUCAAAGUAAAGAACCAAAGCUUCUCCCUAUCCAGGAUGUCAAAACGCGGUGGAAUUCAACAUUCCUUAUGCUUCAGCGCGCUAAGCGGCUCUCAAAGGCGUAUGAUGAGUACUGCAGUGAGCAUAACUAUCCUCAGUUUAAACUAAACACGGAAGAGUGGCGGCAAGUUGACUACCUUCUUUGUAUCACUCAACCCUUUCAUCAGUGGACCACGGCUAUCUCUAAGAUCAAAGAUGUUACAAUCCAUCAGAUCUUUAGAAUCUACAACAAGCUGUUUGACCAUUUUGACUUUUCCAUCAGCCAACUGAAGCGGAAACGGGUUCCUUGGAAGGCAACUAUGCGUGGGGCGCUCGAAGCAGGCCGUCAAAAGCUCUCUGACUAUUAUAGCCAGACUGACGCUCAUGGUAAUCUCUAUGCAAUUGGCACUAUCCUUGCGCCGCGGUACAAGCUGCAAUUCUUCUCGAAGCGUGAAUGGUCCGAUAACAACUACCAAUGGCGUAAGACCUACCGAGGCUACAUGGAAAAAUACCUCGAGCCCUACCAACAGCGCCAAAAGGAGACAGAGCAGUCACAGUUCAGCCGACCCUCUACCCAGCAGAAGGAUGAUAUUGAACUGCUCUUGGAUGAUGAUAACCCUUCCGAGCCCUCUCAGUCCCAAGAGAAACGGACUGGCCCUGUAUUUGACGAUGAGCUUACACAUUAUCUUAAUAGUGGUAUAUUUCUUCCAUUCGAAUAUCCGCUGAUUUUUCAUUCUAACGUUUCUUUAAUAGGCACAUUGAACAAGAAUCCCUAUGACUUCUGGCGGGAGCAUGAGCAUCAAUAUCCUACACUCGCAAGCAUGGCACGCGAUGUAUUUACUAUCCCUGCUAGCGGGGCUGGUGUGGAGCGUCUUUUUAACUCUGCUCGCGACGUGUGCCACUAUCGACGGGGUCGUCUUAGCGAGACCGCUAUACAAGACCUUAUGAUGUAUCGCUGUAUCUCCGAAUUUGAUCUUGAUACAACAGAUCUUACAGGUGAAUCCGAUAAGGAGGAAGAGCCUACCGCCGAAGAGAGACAGCAAGCAGCGCUACGAAGAGAGGCAAAACUAGGCCAGUUUACCCCGGUUCCAAUCAGUGACAAUGAAGAGGAUGAGGAUGAAGACGAAGAUGAAGACGAAGAUGAAGAUGAAGCUGAAGGUGAAGAUGAGAGUGAAGAUAAGAUAUAUAAGGUAAACUCCGUUCCUUUCGACGCCUAUAUACCAUCCGCUACAUCCCAACGUAGCCAGCGAGCUCUGGGAAGGAGACGAAAGAGUGUGGAUUCCUAUGGGGAAGAAGAUAAGACUGAACCUCAACUACCCCCUUUGCCACAGGAUAAGGAGGGCUAUAGUCAAAUGCGGACGUCUGGAAGGACAAGGAAACGUCCAAGAAAUUUAGAUGACUACGACGUAACAUACGAAUAA
Messenger RNA from Penicillium cataractarum, 2769 nucleotides. RefSeq lists its product as uncharacterized. The record is from RefSeq and is a predicted model, not a curated record. Gene Ontology annotation, molecular function: DNA binding; protein dimerization activity. The coding region runs from base 1 to 2769 and encodes 922 amino acids. Lineage: Eukaryota; Fungi; Ascomycota; Eurotiomycetes; Eurotiales; Aspergillaceae. The transcript has 3 exons.